UAUUGGCAGGUGCCGGGGGGAGGGGGAUUACUGAACAAACGCACGAUUGUGUAUAGGUUAGGAUUUGUUUGAGUGAUGUGAACAAAAUAUGAGAAAAUGCUACUUUUGUUUAAUGUCAUUUCAAGACCAGUUUCUGCGCUCUUCAAGUUAAAAUGGAGUCACAUGAGGUCCACUGCGCCAAUGUCCAUCUAUUUCAAUAUAAACGAAACUGGAGAUUCUUAUAAUAAAUUUAAAGAUCAUCAUCCUCGAUUGUAUGUGAUUGGAAAUGGUUCCCGUCUGGCUUCGAAAUGUGUGUUUUUGAAACAGUCUACGGCCCGGAUACUGUUCAACUGUGGCGAAUCUGCAGAUUUCAAAGGCGUCGCUGAUUCUGUUUUUGUUACCCACAUUGGGUGGGAUAAAAUAGGAGGCAUCCCCAGUGUCAUUUACAAAGCUUCAAGUUCAAUGAGAGAACAGCUGUCUUUCUGUGGCCCACCAGGACUGGACUGUUUCAUUCAGGCUUCAGAAUCAUUCCUAAUGCUUCAUAAAAAACUUAAAGUGAAUAUUCUGAAUCCCAAAUUGAUGCACCAAAACAUAGGAGACAAUUAUAAGGUGACAUGUGUACCAAUAAGGAGCAAUACAAAAGUUGUUUACCGUCCAUCUCCCAUAAACAAUUCAAUGCUGAAAAGCUUUAAUGGUAUUUACAAUCCCUAUUCAGCUCGCAAGCCAAACGAGCUAAUCACAUCGUGUUCGAAGGACUAUGACUUUAAUGUUAGCAAUAGCUACAUUGUGGAAAGUGGUGGUUGUAAGAACUGGCGAUUUUCACAAUGUGUAUUACGAGGUGUGCAGCCUGGAGAGCAGAUGCUGAAGCUUUGGCAAGGAGAAAGUAUUACUGUUGAAGAUGGUAGCAUAGUAAAACCAGAAGAUGUAAUUAGUUUCAAUUCAUGCUCAUCCGUAAUAGUAAUAGACUGUCCUUCAGAGAAUUUCCUGGACGACCUCCUUAGUAAGGAGGAUUAUGAAAGGUAUUAUGAUUCAUCAGUGGUAAUGGUCCAUUUCACACCAUUGGCUGUUAUGGAAGAUAAAAGGUAUAUAACCUGGAUGCAACGUUUUAAAAAGAACACUAAGCACGUGGUAGUGAAUGAUUCUAAUGAAUGGGAAAGUUCUCCCAGGGUACUGAACAAACAAAAAAUUUGUCGAUCCAUUCAUCCAAGGUUUUACCCUGAACUGCAACAACGUAGUAAAGAUCAAACCAAUAUAUCAGCAUCUGAAUCUCUAGAAAAACUUACUUCAUUAGAUUCGGUAGAUGGCACUCUUGUUGUUAAUGCAGUUCCAUCUGAAGAAUGGUUACAGAAAUGGAGUGAUGAGAUGAGAGAGUUUGAUUUAGUCCAGUCUCAGACUGGCUUAAAUGUUAACUUGAAAGGUCUGGAAUGUACAAGGCACUUUGAACCUUUUGAAAUAUCAUGUCUUCCUGAUGAAACAAAAUAUGGUGAAAGUCUGAAAACACCACCUACAUUUUCUCCAAAGAAUCCAAGGAUCACAUUUUUAGGAACUGGUUCACAAGCUAGUUCAGCAUAUCGAAAUGCAUCUGCUAUUUUAGUGCAGAUUAGUUCUGACUCAAGUAUGUUGAUUGAUUGUGGAGAUGGCACGAUUAAACAAUUUGUAACAUUGUUUAAUGAUAGCGAAUUACUGGAGGUUCUUACUUCAUUAAGAUGUAUUUAUAUUUCACAUACACAUGCAGACCAUCAUGCAGGUGUAAUAGGAGUUUUACUUGCCAUCCAAAAAGCUUGGAAAGCUUUAGGGAAACCACAGAAAAAUAUAGUUUGUCUUCUCCCUGCCCCUAUUAUUGGCUGGCUUCACCAUUAUCAUACUUAUAUUGAGCCUAUUCUAGAUCAUGUUGUACUUAUAAAUUUAGUUGAUAUGAUGUCUGAUAAUAUAGUUCAUAGGAGGGAACUUAACCAAUUUUUCAAGAACCAUUAUGGCAUGAUAAAUACAAAAGUGUGUUGGGCCAUUCAUAGUACAUACUCGUACUGUGUUUCAUUUGAACACUCAGCUGGAUGGCAAAUAAGUUAUUCAGGAGACACAAGAUACAAUCAUUAUUUUGUGGAAAUGGGCAGAAAUAGUGAUCUCUUGAUUCAUGAGGCAACAUAUGGUUCCGGACUUGAUAAAAUGGCAAAGAUAGCAAGGCAUAGUACAACAGAAGAUGCCAUUAGAGCUGGUAAGGCAAUGAGGGCAAAAAAUAUCAUAUUAACACAUUUUAGUCGCCGAUACCCAAUUAUCCCCUGCUUGGGGGAUUUAAAGAACACUGAAAAUGUUGCAGUAGCAAUGGACUUCUUACAGGUUACCCUUGAUGACUUGCAUCUCUUGCCAAAAUUGCAUGAAGACUAUGAAGUUGUCUUUGACAUGUAUGAACAGAAAAAUGUAGAUAGAAAUAAGUCUCUUAAAAAGAGAAAUAGUUAAUGAUAUCUUAUUGCUAUAAAAUACAUUAAAUUUUUACAGUAAAAGUCA
Thrips palmi is the source of this 2481-nucleotide messenger RNA. RefSeq names its product zinc phosphodiesterase ELAC protein 2-like. Gene Ontology annotation, molecular function: 3'-tRNA processing endoribonuclease activity. Gene Ontology annotation, biological process: mitochondrial tRNA 3'-end processing. The transcript is spliced from 11 exons. Bases 97 to 2433 code for a protein of 778 amino acids. The record is from RefSeq and is a predicted model, not a curated record. NCBI's taxonomy places the organism in Eukaryota, Metazoa, Arthropoda, Insecta, Thysanoptera, Thripidae. Gene Ontology annotation, cellular component: mitochondrion.